GGGUGAGUGGGUGGGUGAGUGGGCCGAGGGGUGCUUCAAACUGGAGGGAAACCUACCCACGGCCCCGCGUCUCGGGUAUCCCAGGCUGUUGUACCAGCCGUCGAAGCGAGGAACCUCCCAGGCUUUUUCACAUCGCGACUCUGUUGAAGACAAGCCGAGUUUUUUUUUUUUUUUUACAGGUUGUCCGGCUCGCUGGCGGUGAUGUGACUCCAAUCGCUGCGCACUUACCUUCACUGACUAUGAGCACCAAGCCGAGCGCCGCGCAGAUACUCCAAACCCGGUUACGCAAAUCCAUCGAAGCGCGAGAUGCUCCUCUGCAGCCGAGGGGAGCGAAGGGCUUUGGAGGAAAGUGAAGACAGGCCGAAGGUAACAGACGUUUAUUAUAAUAAUUGUAUAAGAUCUCUGCAUAAUACACCUUGUUGGUUUAACAAGACAUGUUUGCUGGAUCAGCUUGUGUUAGGAAGGAGGAGAUGCAGUAGUUGAGUCUUACCUGGCGGAGAGGCUGGCGGGUAGUAGUACAGUAGUAGGUGCGGUGCAGAGAGAUAAGAGCAGGCGAAGGCUGGUGUGAUACCUAAAGCUGACCAGUGUCGCACAUCUAAUCACAAACUGCAAGAGACAUGCCUCGCCAAAGGUGGGAAUGGGCAUGACUUCUUGAUCACACCUCUUUGAAUUCCGGUCAACGCAUCCUCCUCCUCGGGGAAACAAAAGGGGCAGUCGGUAUAAAAGAAGUGUGAGUUCCCCUAGAUGUUCACUCUCCUCCUGCUGUACUCGCCUUGCAUCCUUCAGUCUCAGUCGGGAGCUAAGAUGACUUUCUACGAUGACAUUUACCCAUUCUACCCGCUACAAAGGACCUCCUUUAUCUUCAGUGGCUGCUUGCUCACCGUUAUCCUGGUUUUUCUCGUGCUGGCAGCGAGUCUUCUUCUUAUCCUGCCAGGGAUACGAGGGAAGUCGAGGCUGUUCUGGAUGUGUCGAAUAAUUAUUAGCUUGUUCAUCGGAGGGGUGAUAGUCGCGCUCAACUUCACCAGCGACUGGGCCGAGGCCAGGAUGACCACUAAUGCCACCUACAAGUCAUUCAGCAACGCUGUGGUUAAUGCUGACAUCGGCCUGCAUGUCGGACUCUACGGCAUUAAUGUGACACUCAAGGGGAACCCCGUGGUUCAGUUCAACGAGACCAUUGACUACAACGAGAUGUUCAGCUGGCACGACACGAUGGAGGAAGAGUACGGGGAAGCCCUGGAGAGAGGCUUGCCCAACCCCAUCCUGUACAUCGCGGAGAAAUUCACCCUGAGCAGCCCGUGUGGACUCAUCUUUCAGUACAGAUACUCUGGACGAUACGCCUCUGCGACCCUCUGGACGGCGUUUUGCUGCUGGUUGCUAGCGAAUAUCCUCUUCACCAUGCCGGUCAUUCUGUACGCCGGGUACAUGAUGAUGGCCACCGCGGCCUUCAUCUUCUUCUCCAUGGCGUCCUUCUCCACCAUCAUGAAUGCACCGCAGUGUGUUUUCUGCAUAGGAACGGACUCGUUUGAAAUCAAUUACAGCCAUUCGUUCUGGCUGGCUCUGGCUACAGGUUUGCUGUGCGCCGUCAUCGGGAUUCUGGUGUCGACGUUGGACUUUCUAAUGCCAGAGAGAAUGAAAGAGGCCUUCAGUGUUGGCGUCGACACUUAUGAGGACGAGGAUGUGUGUUAUGGGGAGGGCUACUUGAAUACGCUCUUUCUUGACGGAGUGACAGUUUUACCACUCACAUCGAAUGUCACAGCGGAGCACACAUGAAGCCGUCGUGGUUUCCCUCUCGGAAUUAAGUUAAUACUUGAAGAUAUUUCUGCUGAAUGUGUUUGAAUGCUCUAUGAGUUACAAGAUUCUACUGUAAAUAGUUGUGUAGGUCAAGUUCAUUAUCAUGGUGCAGUGACUGUGAAGGAUGUAAUUUUGUAUGGGAUCCAUGCACUGUGUAUGUACGAAUCAAUUCAGAUUAUACGUCUAAUUCUUUUUCCAUUGUGAGGUUGAAAACAUGGUCUAAUUUGUACAUAGUUUGUGGUUGAAGCAUCUGAUAUCCGCAUAUGGGAAAAAAAGAGUAUAUAACAAGAGUAUGAA
Pungitius pungitius (ninespine stickleback) is the source of this 2088-nucleotide messenger RNA. It is a transcript of the gene duoxa, whose product is annotated as dual oxidase 2. The transcript has 8 exons. Gene Ontology annotation, biological process: protein transport. Lineage: Eukaryota; Metazoa; Chordata; Actinopteri; Perciformes; Gasterosteidae. Bases 745 to 1770 code for a protein of 341 amino acids. The record is from RefSeq and is a predicted model, not a curated record. Gene Ontology annotation, cellular component: endoplasmic reticulum membrane.